This is a messenger RNA of Acomys russatus (golden spiny mouse), 1603 nucleotides long. RefSeq names its product solute carrier family 25 member 11 (gene Slc25a11). Bases 103 to 1047 code for a protein of 314 amino acids. Gene Ontology annotation, biological process: malate transmembrane transport; phosphate ion transmembrane transport; oxaloacetate transport. Gene Ontology annotation, molecular function: oxaloacetate transmembrane transporter activity; thiosulfate transmembrane transporter activity; antiporter activity. The transcript is spliced from 8 exons. The record is from RefSeq and is a predicted model, not a curated record. NCBI's taxonomy places the organism in Eukaryota, Metazoa, Chordata, Mammalia, Rodentia, Muridae.
CGCGCGCGCGCGCGCCCUCGCCCUGUUGCGCGCUGGUGUCACCUUGGGCGCGAGCGGGGCUGUGCGUGCACGGGACCCGAAGCCGAGGGCCAUCAAGGGGCGAUGGCGGCGACGGCGAGUCCCGGGACUGGCCGGAUGGACGGGAAGCCCCGUACCUCCCCUAAGUCGGUCAAGUUCCUGUUUGGGGGCCUGGCUGGGAUGGGUGCUACGGUUUUCGUGCAGCCCCUGGACCUGGUGAAGAACCGCAUGCAGUUGAGUGGUGAAGGGGCCAAGACUCGAGAGUACAAAACCAGCUUCCAUGCCCUCACCAGCAUCCUGAAGGCAGAAGGGCUGAAGGGCAUUUACACUGGACUGUCAGCUGGCCUGCUGCGCCAGGCCACCUACACCACCACUCGUCUGGGCAUCUACACUGUGCUGUUUGAGCGCCUGACAGGGGCUGAUGGGACACCCCCUGGCUUUCUCUUGAAGGCCCUGAUUGGCAUGACUGCAGGUGCGACUGGUGCCUUCGUAGGAACACCAGCUGAGGUGGCGCUUAUCAGGAUGACUGCUGACGGCCGGCUUCCAGCUGAACAGCGCCGUGGCUACAAAAACGUGUUUAAUGCGCUAAUUCGAAUUGCCAGGGAAGAGGGAGUUCCCACGCUGUGGCGGGGCUGCAUUCCGACUAUGGCGCGAGCUGUUGUGGUCAACGCUGCCCAGCUCGCCUCCUACUCCCAAUCCAAGCAGUUCUUGCUGGACUCAGGCUACUUCUCUGACAAUAUUCUCUGCCACUUCUGUGCCAGCAUGAUCAGUGGCCUCGUCACCACUGCGGCUUCCAUGCCUGUGGACAUUGUCAAAACCAGGAUCCAAAACAUGAGGAUGAUCGACGGGAAGCCAGAGUACAGGAAUGGGCUGGACGUGCUGAUGAAAGUCGUCCGCUAUGAGGGAUUCUUCAGCCUGUGGAAGGGCUUCACGCCGUACUACGCCCGCCUGGGCCCCCAUACUGUCCUCACCUUCAUCUUCUUGGAACAGAUGAACAAGGCCUACAAGCGCCUCUUCCUCAGUGGCUGACGUGGCCAGGUCCAGGGACUAGUGUGCCAGGGUCCCCAAGGAUUCCGCCACCCUGGGCUGCUCUAUUUAUUUCCCCUCCAUGGUGUGGUUCCCUCUUUCGUGGUAAAGAACUUUAGUCUGUUCUGCCCCUGCUCCAGCCUGCCAGGCUGAUACUUAGGAUUCUGUCCCUGGCUGUUCCUGGGGGACCUGAGAAACUCCCCAAGGAUUUCCAGUCUCCUCUUGGGUGUUAGUUUCAAGGCACAAAAGACAGCAGAUUCCUCUCCCUGGGGAAACCAAAGCAGAGCUGAGGAGACAGGAGAGAGCAGAAGCUAUCAAGCUGGCCAAAGGGUCUGUGGUGGAAGCAUGCAGCCUUCCUCCUCCUUGAGGACUUGAACAAUAAAGUGGAUUGCUAACACCAACCCCAAAUCUGGAUCCUCUUGAGGACUGUAGGGGGAGCUAACUGCACAGAGAAGCUGGUGUCUCAGGAAAACAAACUGGAGCUUUUAACGAAACCAUUAAAGAACAUCACCUACUGGUUUUAUGAAAAUCUAUGUAAAUAAGCCAUAUCUCAAGAGCU